This is a messenger RNA of Vairimorpha ceranae, 222 nucleotides long. RefSeq names its product pol polyprotein. NCBI's taxonomy places the organism in Eukaryota, Fungi, Microsporidia, Nosematidae. Bases 1 to 222 code for a protein of 73 amino acids. The transcript has a single exon. The record is from RefSeq and is a predicted model, not a curated record.
AUGUAUAAAUUAAAUCAAAUUAUUAACAGGAAGUUGAAAUUUGAUCAAGCUCUAGUCGAUAAGAAGAUGGAAACCUUAAGGAAAGAGUUAAUUGGAUCGCUGUGGCUAGCAUUACCGGACAUAGAUGAACACUUUACUGUUGAAUCUGAUGCGUCGGACUAUUGCAUCGGAGGCGUGAUAAGGCAAGUUCAGAAGGGUAAAGAGGCAGCAAUUAGAUUUUGA